Phaeoacremonium minimum UCRPA7 is the source of this 1761-nucleotide messenger RNA. RefSeq lists its product as hypothetical. The coding region runs from base 1 to 1761 and encodes 586 amino acids. The record is from RefSeq and is a predicted model, not a curated record. The transcript has 2 exons. Lineage: Eukaryota; Fungi; Ascomycota; Sordariomycetes; Togniniales; Togniniaceae.
AUGUCCUCUAAAGCAAUCCGCAAGAAGAGUGCGGCCAUGAAGGGGCAUCAGGAUGGCUUGGGCGAAACUGCCGCAGGUCGCCAGGUGAACCUCAACAUCUCCCAGGAUUUGGCUACCAGCGGCAAACCUACCAGUGCUCCUGCCAAAGAGAAGGCUCCUGAGACAGCUACCGAGAAGACCCCUGCAGCUGCUGAGAAAGCUUCUACUUCACUUUCUAGCCAACCGGAUCAGCGCCGUCCGCCAGAGUUGUACAAUUACUCCAACUACGGCGAUCUCCCUGAGGACGUCGUGUUCGUCCCUGAUCUUCCCCGACCCGUCAAGAUGUCUCUCAGCACCGAGAGUGGCAGCAAGUCCGCUGCCGACGAUGAGCGCGACGCUGACGCGCGUUCCACUGACGAUACAGCCGUGUUCGUGGAUGCCCUGGAGUACCACGAGCACCCGAUCAACACCAUCAUCAACUACUUGGCUUCUAGUGCCGAGACGAUAACUAGUUAUCAGCUGUGUGCCAAGGCUCCGCGUCCCUACAACUCAGCUGAAGAGGACGCCUUGUUCCGCCCGACUACAGCCCUUAAGUACGCCAUCGCACGCUACGUUCCACAGUGGGAUGAGGAGCUCCUGGGCGCCGCUGUCCCUGAGGACGUCAACUACGAUGAUCCGCCCGAGGAGCUUGACUACAAGUUGCUUAUGGCAUCCGUCUGCACGGGUGAUAAAGCUUGUGGCGGUAUCGUCUGGCUCUACAACAAGAAGAUGUUGAACGCUGUGAACAUCCAUCCUCAGCACUCUUCCUACCUCAAGCUACACCACCUCGCCUGCUGCACCAUGCUAGUCAAGGUUGCGUCUUCCUUUGUCCCAGAGCAGGAGUGGCGCGCCGCGCAGCUCGGAAUCAGCGUCACGUUCUCCGAUCAGUCCAAGUUCAACAUUGCCCGCAACGUCAAACUCAAUGAGAUCUUCUACCCCCUUGUCAACGGCAAGCCGGCCGACGGUCCGCCCCCUGGCCAUCGCCCCCACGAGCUGGAGAUGAGCUACGAGGUCGGCAAGCUGUGCGCCGCAAUCUCCGCCCUCCGCAUCGUCGAGCGCCGCAUCGUCCCCCUGCGUCUUAAGAUGCUCCUCGACAGCUUCCACGGCGACCGCGCCCGUCCCGACAAGACGCUCGGAAUUCAGGAGUGUGGCCAGCUCCGCGUCAUCCUCAUGACAGACUCCAAGUAUCUGGUGAAGACGAUGUGCGAUCACAUCUCGCGCUACCACAAGCGGUUCAUCCCUGAGGAUGAUGACAAGGCGCUGAAGAGGCUUGCCGCCAUCGACAAGAAAGCCAAGAAGGAUGGCAAGGCCGUACUGGUCACCGGCAAGUGGAAGGCCGCCGCCGGCCGCGAGCCCAGCGGCGACAAUUGGGAGUAUCUCCGCGUCGACGGCAAGAGAAUUCACAACAACCUUGCCAUCACGGCUCUCGAGGCGCAGAUCGAGCUGCUGGCCAAGAUGGGCGUGCAGGUGAAGUUUCUACUGGCUCCCAAGCAGUUUGUCCGCGUGGCUCAGGGGUUUGCCGACAGAAUGGUCGAGAUCAGCCCUGAGAAAGAGGCAAAGUUGAAGCGAAAGGCGGAGAAGCUGAAGGCAAAGGCUCUCAAGGCCGAAGGUAAGUCUGGAGGCACCGACAUGGAGGCUACCAGCAGUGAUGACAACGAGGAUGACGACCAGAUUAAGGAGAGUGCUAAGGAAGGCUGGGUUUCUAUCAAUUUCAGCCCGGUCAAGGGUAGCGGAUACAAGUAA